UGUCCGUCAUGCUUCUUGGCGGGUUAGAACGAACUGGAACAUCAAAGAAGUAAAAAAAAGAAAAAAAAAAAAGUAACAUGAAAAUAACUUUUGAAUAAGCUUUUGUGUGUUUUACAAUAUUUAUAAUAAAUGUUGUACUGUAAUACGUAUAGUGUAAAUAAAAUUUGAGAUUAAAACAAAUUGAAAUAGAAAAAUUAAAACUUUAAUGAGAAUGGCAGGUAGUAGCGAACUUUGGAUACAAUGUUUUACAUGUUGUUUGUAUCAGCAAGAACCUCGUUCACGAAAUGGAAAACAUAAGACCCAUCACAGACUUAGGAUAGAUCGAAGCAUGAUAGGAGAACCUACAAAUUUUCGGCAUACAGGACAUAUAAGUAGCGAUGAUUUCAAUAUGACUGGAGAUUGCUUAUCUACUAUUCAAGAAAGAAUGCAACAUAAAGGAGGUUAUGAUACUUCCAUUAGUGUUAAGGCAUAUUGAUAUGUAUUACAAAGUAUUUGAACAAACUGCCAGAGUAUUAAUGGAAGGAAUGAAUCGACUGACUUUUUAUCAGUGAUGUAUUUACUUCCGGACUUCACAAGCCCGUAGCACAAUGCACUAUGCACAGUGAUGCAUUUUUUAAAAAUGUUUUUAUAGAAUAAUGUCUUAAUAGAAAGGGUACUUUUCUUAGCGUCAUUUAUUACAGACGAGAUCUCAAAAGGAUUAAACAAAUAAUCUUAUAUGAAGUUAAAAAGAGUGUACGAGUCUUGGUCAUAUACGUGAAAAUUGAUAUAUUUUGAUUUAUUGCAUAGACUUCUAAGAUUAUGAAUGUAUUUAUAUAUUAAUGAAUUUUUCCACGUUGAUUUAUACCUUGAUUACUUUAAUUUGUAAGUGUAACCUAGUAAAUAAAAUAAACGAUUGUAUAUAACAAAA
Molecule: messenger RNA, 907 nt
Organism: Vespa crabro (European hornet)
Lineage: Eukaryota; Metazoa; Arthropoda; Insecta; Hymenoptera; Vespidae
Gene: Spec2
Product: CDC42 small effector protein homolog
Exons: 3
Coding region: 206-475 (89 amino acids)
Biological process (GO): regulation of Rho protein signal transduction
Cellular component (GO): plasma membrane
Molecular function (GO): small GTPase binding
Source: RefSeq, a predicted model, not a curated record